Achroia grisella is the source of this 513-nucleotide messenger RNA. RefSeq lists its product as uncharacterized. Lineage: Eukaryota; Metazoa; Arthropoda; Insecta; Lepidoptera; Pyralidae. Gene Ontology annotation, cellular component: membrane. Gene Ontology annotation, biological process: sensory perception of taste. The transcript has 5 exons. The record is from RefSeq and is a predicted model, not a curated record. Bases 1 to 513 code for a protein of 170 amino acids.
AUGUCAAGAGCAGCACAAGAUGUCCAAAAUAAUAAGGAAUAUUACGAGACGAUAUAUAAUAACAUUUACUUUAUCUUAUCUCAUGCAAACUCUCUAAUAUUUAUUUUAUUUUCAUUACUAUAUAGUGAUACAACUAUUAUGCUUGUGUCAUCCGAGUUGCGUUAUAUAACAACAUUCUAUUCAAUUAUCGCCACAAGACAGAAGCAGUAUUAUAAUUACAUUAUAACGGUUAUGAUUUUGAUGUGCCAAAUUUUUACAUUGUCGAAAUCAGCACAGGAUGUUCAGAAUAAUAUAGACCAUAUGAAACGACGGUUAUGCAGAUAUACUAUCCAAUCAAUCAUUAACCGGAAGGAGUACAAAGCGUCAAGGAAUUUUUUUCGACAACUCGUUACCCGGCCGAUAUCCAUUCGCGUGUUUGGCUUUAUCAGUGUGGACAUGACCUUAGUACCGACAUGUAUCGGCUUCAUCACCUCGUAUACUGUUAUUGCUUUGCAGUUCAAUAAUGUUAUUUAG